AUGGCCGCCCAGAGACUCUCCAACAUUGUUUCUCAGCUGACUCCCGGCCAGAAGCCUGUGGACAAGAUGUGAGCUCGCCCUCUUCGGACGGUUUCACGCCCAGCUUCCCCGCAGAUCAUUCAUGUGAACAGAGAGACAACAGCUAACGCUCCCACUCUCUCAUGGCAGCACGCAAAAGAACCCGGAUGACAUCGUCAUCACCCUCGCGACUCGGACGCCUUUGGCGAAGGGCAGGAAGGGUGGCCUGAAGGACACCCCGCUGGAUGGCAUGGUGUUCAAGAUCCUGGAGCAGGUGGUUCGGAAGUCCAACUUGGACCCACAGAUGGUUGAGGAUAUCUGCUUGGGAAAUGUGAGUCUCACACAAACUCCCCGCCUUGCCGUCCUGCGUGGUAUGGGUGGCUGACAGAGAUCUUCGCAGGUCUCGGACGCGAAAGCAGCCUAUUACGUCCGCGCCGCCGCCCUCGCCGCUGGCUUCCCUAACACCACCGCUGCCUCGUCCGUCAACCGCUUCUGCUCUUCCGGCCUCAAGGCCGUUCAAGAUAUUGCCAACCAGAUCUCCACCGGCAGCAUCGAGAUUGGUGUCGCUCUCGGAGCAGAACAUAUGACCUCUGGCGGCGACCGCCUUACCCGCCCGUUCGUCGACGAGAUUGUUGAGGCCAAUCAGGACGCGCGUGAUUGCUUGCAGCCUAUGGGUCAGACAUCGGAAAACGUUGGAAAGGACUUCAACAUCUCCCGUGAACAGCAAGAUCAAUACGCAGCAGAGUCGUACCGCCGCGCGGAGAUCGCCCAGAAGGCUGGCUGGUUCGACGACGAGAUCACUCCCAUCACCGUCAAGGUCGAUGGAAAGGACGUCACACUCACUAAGGAUGAGGGACCAAGAUGGGGCACAACAUUUGAAUCUCUCCAGAAGAUUCGUCCUGCUUUCCCCGACUACGGAGACAGGUCGACUGGUGGCAACAGCUCGCAGGUCACAGACGGUGCCGCUGCUAUCCUGCUCAUGAAGCGUAGCAAGGCUUUGGAGCUGAACCAGCCCAUCCUCGCCAAGUACGUUGGUGCCACUGUCGCUGGUCUUGCCCCUAGAAUUAUGGGUAUCGGCCCAUCGAUUGCUGUGCCCAAGCUGCUCAGCAAGUUCAACCUAUCGGUCGACGACAUCGACGUCAUUGAGCUGAAUGAGGCCUUCGCGUCCAUGGCCGUGUACUGCCGUGACACUCUCAAGCUCGACUGGAGCAAGAUGAAUGUCCGUGGAGGUGCCAUUGCUCUCGGACACCCUCUGGGUUGCACUGGUGCAAGACAAAUCGUCACCGGUCUCAGCGAGGCAAGACGACAGAAGAAGAAGAUUCUCCUGACCACAAUGUGCAUUGGAACGGGUCAGGGAAUGGCUGGCUUGUUUGUGAACGAGCAGAAUGUGGAUUAG
This is a messenger RNA of Lecanosticta acicola, 1414 nucleotides long. The record is from the annotation of a GenBank genome assembly. Lineage: Eukaryota; Fungi; Ascomycota; Dothideomycetes; Mycosphaerellales; Mycosphaerellaceae.